AGGGAGGCGGCCUGUCGCCGAAGCGGAGCGCCUGCGCCGAGCGGGGCGGUAGCGGAGCAGAGCCGGAGCGUGGUCCGAGCCGAGCGGAGCGCAACGCCAGCGCGCGGCGGAGACGCUGACCCCGCCCGGCCCCGCGCCGCCGCGGCAGGCCCGGCAUGGAGGAGGAGUGCCGGGUGCUCUCCAUUCAGAGCCACGUCGUCCGCGGCUACGUGGGCAACCGGGCGGCCACGUUCCCGCUGCAGGUUUUGGGGUUUGAGGUCGACGCAGUGAACUCUGUCCAGUUUUCAAACCACACAGGCUACUCACACUGGAAGGGCCAAGUGCUGAACUCAGAUGAGCUCCACGAGCUGUACGACGGGCUGAAGCUGAACGACGUGAACAAGUAUGACUACGUGCUCACGGGUUACACGCGAGACAAGUCCUUCCUGGCCAUGGUGGUGGACAUCGUGCGGGAGCUGAAGCAGCAGAACUCCAGGCUCGUGUACGUGUGCGACCCCGUGAUGGGAGACAAGUGGAACGGAGAAGGCUCCAUGUACGUCCCUGAGGACCUCCUUCCAGUUUACAGAGAGAAGGUCGUGCCGGUUGCAGACAUCAUCACCCCCAACCAGUUUGAGGCUGAGUUGCUGAGCGGGAGAAAGAUCCACAGUGAGGAAGAAGCCUUAGCGGUGAUGGACAUGCUGCACGCGAUGGGCCCCGACACGGUGGUCAUCACCAGCUCGGACCUGCCGUCCGCGAGGGGCAGCGGCUACUUGAUCGCGCUGGGCAGCCAGAGGACUCGUGUCUGUGACCGUGCUGGCGGCACACAGAUGACAUCCCCUCUUACGGGCUUGGGGGUCACGUGGACCAGCCCAGCUGGAGCCCGGCUCCUGGGGAACCAGGUGUCCCCAGGCCUGCCUCCCCCCAGCCCCCCCACCUCAGAGCUGAUGCCGACAUCGCUGGGAGGACCGUUCACGCCCUGCUGUGUCAGUCGUUCAAUUAUGCUGAUGCCGCAGCGUAAAAUGACACAGAAGGCUGGGGUCACACCAGCUGCCCCGAGCCGUGCCAGGUGUAGCUGUCACCACCCCCUCUGUGUCUGUGCAAAAGGACACUUACACACCCAGAUACACUCACAGAUGCACGUGCAUCCACACACACUCACGCCCACGCACGCACCCCGACCUCAGUGAGUGAGCACAGUCCCUCCAGCUCUACGCCCACCCCCAUGGCUCCCAUCACACAUCAUCGCAUGUUCCGGCCCCUCGUCUGCAGCCUGCAUGGUGUCCCCCAGGCCGCCCUGACCCUGUGGCCCUCCGGGGCUCCAGUCUCUCACUUUCUCACUUGGGACGGGCAGCCACUGGGAGGCAUGGGGGAUCCCUGCAGGCUGAGCCCCCUGACGCUGUGCAGGGGAGGGCAAGCCGGUUCCCGGGCCGCGAGGCCUCUGCUAGCUGAGGGUCUGGGGGCCCAGCUGCCGGACGCUUCC
Messenger RNA from Lagenorhynchus albirostris (white-beaked dolphin), 1459 nucleotides. It is a transcript of the gene PDXK, whose product is annotated as pyridoxal kinase. Gene Ontology annotation, biological process: pyridoxal 5'-phosphate salvage. Bases 156 to 1166 code for a protein of 336 amino acids. The record is from RefSeq and is a predicted model, not a curated record. Gene Ontology annotation, cellular component: cytosol. The transcript is spliced from 9 exons. Lineage: Eukaryota; Metazoa; Chordata; Mammalia; Artiodactyla; Delphinidae. Gene Ontology annotation, molecular function: pyridoxal kinase activity.